GGCUUUGGGUCAGGCAGGGACUGAUGGGGAGCUCGGGCCGAUGGGCAGUCUUGUUGCUGGGCUCGUCUCACAGACAAACCCUCAGAGGCAAGCUGGUGGCCCCGGAGAGCCCAACUUUGCCCUUUGCGUGGCGUCUGGCACCAGAGACUCGGAGAACAGCGGGCAAGGAUGGACUUCCGGUGCUGCCUCUGAGACAAGCCCUGUCCUCCAUCUUGGUUUUGGCGAGGGUCUUCCUUGAAGGCUCCGCAGGGGUUAUUUGCUGGAGCUGAGCCUUUUAAGUUCUGUGAUGCUUAGUAGGGCAGGAACAUUGGGGAUGUGCAUGUUUCAUUUUAGCCUUUGGUUACACAGGAGCCAGGCACCAAGUGUCACCUGUGUAGUGCGGGUGGGAGGACACACAGAGUGAAAGGGACGUGGCUUCUGAGCGCCCCCAACCGAGGCCCUGUUGGGUAUUUGCUCAGAGAUACCACAUCUCAAGGUUAUUUUUACAGCAGCAGCUGGAAACCCCCGCUCUUUAUAUAAUAAGCUCUCUGCUUUUAAACGUUGGCCUUAAUUUCUAACUUGUAAGCACAUCAUAUAGCUGGGGAGAAGAUACAAGUGAAUGGUAUCGGCCCUUGGACCUCGGGGAAAGGUGUUCAUCCACACAGACUCCCAGUGGCCGUCACUUAGGGUUCUUGCGUGCCAGACGUGUCUGUAAUACUGGUGUUUGAGAAACGGAGGAAGGAGGAUGGAGAAUUCAAAAUCGGUCUGGGCAAAAUAGCAAGACACUGCCUUAAAAAGUCAGGUUUGUGUGGAGAGGGGCACAGUGCUUGAUUCACUGAUCUUACAGACCUUCAUGGAUACCAUGUUGAAAUCCAACCCCCAAACCCAGCAGAGGAGUAACCACAAUGGUCAAGAGACCAGCCUUUGGUCCUCAGGCUUUGGGAUGAAGAUGGAGGCCAUCACUCCAUUCCUGGGGAAGUAUCGCCCCUUUAUGGGUCGCUGCUGCCAGACCUGUACUCCUAAGAGCUGGGAGUCCCUCUUCCACAGAAGCAUAAUGGAUCUGGGUUUCUGCAAUGUGAUCCUUGUAAAGGAGGAGAACACCAGGUUCCGGGGCUGGCUGGUUCGCAGGCUCUGCUAUUUCCUAUGGUCCUUGGAGCAGCACAUCCCCAUCAGCUCUGAUGUCUCCCAGAAGAUCAUGGAAAACACUGGGGUGCAGAACCUCCUCUCAGGGAGAGUUCCAGGAGCGGCUGGAGAAGGGCAGGCACCUGACCUAGUGAAGAAAGAGGUACAGCGCCUCCUGGGCCACAUUCAGACCACACCCCGUCCCUUCUUGCUCAGGCUGUUCAGCUGGGCACUGCUGUGGUUCCUGAACCGCCUCUUCCUGAAUGUACAACUUCACAAGGGACAGAUGAAGAUGGUUCAUAAGGCUGUCCAGGAGCAGGGCUCUCCACUUGUCUUCCUUUCUACACAUAAGUCCCUCUUGGAUGGGUUCCUGCUGCCUUUUGUACUGUUCUCCCAAGGCCUUGGUGUGGUCCGUGUGGCUUUGGACUCCCGCACCUGUUCCCCUGCUCUCAGAGCUCUAUUGAGGAAACUUGGGGCACUUUUCCUGCCUCCAGAGGCCAACCUCUCCUUGGACAGCUCAGAGGGCAUCCUUGCAAGGGCUGUGGUUCGUGCAACUGUGGAGCAGCUGCUCACUAGUGGUCAGCCUUUGCUCAUCUUCCUGGAAGAGCCCCCUGGGUACCCAGGGCCCAGGCUUUCUGCCCUGGGCCAGGCCUGGCUAGGCCUGGUAGUCCAGGCGGUCCAGGCAGGCAUUAUCUCAGAUGCCACACUGGUACCAGUUGCCAUUGCCUAUGACCUGGUUCCAGAUGCACCAUGUAACAUGAAUCAUGACUUUGCUCCCCUGGGGCUGUGGACAGGAGCCUUGGCUGUCUUUCGGAGACUGUGUAACUGCUGGGGCUGCAACCGUAGAGUCUGUGUCCGGGUGCACCUUGCCCAGCCAUUUUCCCUCCAGGAAUAUACCAUCAAUGCUAGAAGUUGCUGGGGUAGCAGGCAGACCCUGGAACACUUGUUGCAGCCCAUUGUGCUAGGUGAAUGUAGUGUUGUUCCAGACACUGAGAAAGAGCAGGAGUGGACCCCAUCAACUGGCCUCCUCUUGGCCCUUAAGGAAGAGGACCAGCUCCUGGUCAGAAGACUGAGCCGGCACGUUCUAAGUGCCAGCGUGUCCAGCUCAGCAGUGAUGAGCACAGCCAUCAUGGCAACACUGCUGCUGCUGAAGCACCAAAAGGUAGGGCAUUGUAUGGUGGGGCCCAGGGAAGGGCCGGGCGUGGCCCUCUGCUCAGGCCUGUUUUGCCUCCAGGGUGUGGUCUUAUCACAGCUCCUGGGGGAAUUCUCCUGGCUGACAGAGGAGACCUUGCUCCGAGGUUUUGAUGUGGGCUUCUCAGGGCAGCUGCGGUGCCUGGCCCAACAUACACUGAGCCUUUUGAGGGCACAUGUGGUUCUGCUGCGUGUCCACCAAGGAGACUUGGUGGUGGUACCACGGCCUGGGCCAGGCCUCACACAUCUGGCACGCUUGAGUAUGGGAUUGCUGCCCACCUUCCUGAGUGAGGCUGUAGGAGCCUGUGCAGUGCGGGGGUUGCUGGCAGGCAGAGUACCACCUGAGGGGCCCUGGGAGCUGCAGGGCAUAGAGCUACUGAGUCAGAAUGAACUGUAUCGCCAGAUCCUACUGCUGCUGCACCUGCUACCUCAAGACCUACUGCUGCCCCAGCCAUGCCAGUCUUCCUACUGCUACUGUCAGGAAGUGCUGGACCGACUCAUCCAGUGUGGGCUCCUGGUUGCUGAGGAGACCCCAGGCUCCCGGCCAGCCUGUGACACAGGAAGACAGCAUCUGAGUGCAAAGCUGCUGUGGAAGCCAAGUGGGGACUUUACUGACAGUGAGAGUGAUGACUUCGAGGAGCCAGGGGGCCGCUGCUUCAGGCUUAGCCAGCAGUCCCGCUGCCCUGACUUCUUCCUCUUCCUCUGCCGCCUGCUCAGUCCCAUACUCAAGGCCUUCGCACAGGCGGCCACCUUCCUCCACUUGGGGCAGCUCCCGGACUCAGAGGUGGGCUACUCAGAAAAGUUGUUCCAGUUUUUACAGGCCUGUGCCCAGGAAGAAGGGAUCUUUGAGUGUGCAGACCCAAACCUUGCUAUCAGUGCAAUCUGGACAUUCAAAGACCUGGGGGUACUACAGCAGAUGCCUAGCCCUACAGGACCCCAGCUCCACCUGUCCCCAACAUUUGCCACCCGGGACAAUCAGGACAAGCUGGAACAAUUUAUCCGACAGUUCAUCUGCACUUAGAAUCAGAGAGUGGAGCCUGAUGGGACUUGUCAGCCUAGAACUUAAGUGUGUAUCUUCUGGUCAGGAUACAGCUAAUCUGAACUUACAAAACC
Mastomys coucha (southern multimammate mouse) is the source of this 3405-nucleotide messenger RNA. It is a transcript of the gene Gpat2, whose product is annotated as glycerol-3-phosphate acyltransferase 2, mitochondrial. The record is from RefSeq and is a predicted model, not a curated record. NCBI's taxonomy places the organism in Eukaryota, Metazoa, Chordata, Mammalia, Rodentia, Muridae. Gene Ontology annotation, cellular component: mitochondrial membrane. The transcript is spliced from 21 exons. The coding region runs from base 833 to 3313 and encodes 826 amino acids.